Messenger RNA from Sphenostylis stenocarpa, 2709 nucleotides. Lineage: Eukaryota; Viridiplantae; Streptophyta; Magnoliopsida; Fabales; Fabaceae. The record is from the annotation of a GenBank genome assembly.
AUGAGCAGCGAUUUCUAUCGAUUCGCAGUUUCAUCCCACUUCAGCAGUUUCCCGAAAUCCUUCUCUCUGCGAAAGAAAGUGCCAUGGUGGUACCAAAUCUUGGACCCUCGAUCGAAGUUCGUGGCGAAAUGGAACCGCACGUUCCUCUACGUGUGCAUCGUGGCGUUGUUCCUGGACCCUCUCUACUUCUAUUUCCCCAUCACGGGGGACAAGGCCUGCAUGCAAACUGACAUCAUCCUCGGAGUCUUCGUCACGUUCUCGCGCACCGUCACCGACCUUUUCUUCCUUUUCCACAUGGUGCUCAAGUUUCGCACCGCCUAUAUCUCCCCCACCUCUCGCGUUUAUGGCCGCAAAGAACUCGUCACCGACCCUCGCGAUAUAGCCUCGCGCUACCUCAAGUCCGAUUUCAUUAUCGAUCUCCUCGCCACCCUUCCUCUCGCCUCGGGAGCUCUUCACUCAUUAUUCACCCAGCUGAUUGGAUUGAGAUUUCCUUUUCGAAUCUUCUCCAUCCGAAUGAAGUUGUCGAACCGCCACCAUCGAGAAGAAUGCGCACUGGUGGUGCCUGCAAUCGACCCAAAAAAGAAGAAAAGAAAGAGCAACCAUGAGCAGCGAUUUCUAUCGAUUCGCAGUUUCAUCCCACUUCAGCAGUUUCCCGAAAUCCUUCUCUCUGCGAAAGAAAGUGCCAUGGUGGUACCAAAUCUUGGACCCUCGAUCGAAGUUCGUGGCGAAAUGGAACCGCACGUUCCUCUACGUGUGCAUCGCGGCGCUGUUCCUGGAUCCUCUCUACUUCUAUUUCCCCAUCACGGGGACAAGGCCUCGCAUGCAAACCGACAUCGUCCUCUGAGUCUUCGUCACGUUCUCGCGCACCGUCGCCGACCUUUUCUUCCUUUUCCACAUGGUGCUCAAGUUUCGCACCGCCUAUAUCUCCCCCACCUCUCGCGUUUAUGGCCGCAAAGAACUCGUCACCGACCCUCGCGAUAUAGCCUCGCGCUACCUCAAGUCCGAUUUCAUUAUCGAUCUCCUCGCCACCCUUCCUCUCGCCUCAGUUUCAAAAUCAUGUCUGCCGUUAUAGUGGUGUGGUUCGUGAUUCCGGCGGUGAAAGAUUCUACGGUGGCUCAUGUAAACCACACCUUGUCCUUGAUUGUUCUCAUUCAGUUUAUUCCGAGGUUGUUUCAGAUUUUUCCUCUGCAACGGAGAAUCUUGAAGACUAGUGGACUUAUUGCCAAAACUGCCUUGGCAGGAGCUGUAUACAAUCUUGGUUCCUACAUGCUUGCCAGCCAUGUUUUAGGAGCUACCUGGUACGUGGCAUCAAUUCAGAGGCAGUACGAGUGUUGGAUAAUAACAUGCAGAAGGGAGAUGAACAGAACGCACUCUCCAACUUGUAGCCCUUCGUUUCUGGACUGUGCUACCCUCGAAAACCAUGAAAGGCAAUCAUGGUUCAAACGCACCAGAGUUCUAAGUGAUUGUGACGCCCUCAAUGACAAAAACGAGUUUCAGUUUGGACUCUUCGCCGAUGCUUUUACUGAUCACGUUUCUUCAUCAAGAUUCAUCCAAAAAUACUUUUACUGCCUCUGGUGGGGUUUGAAGAAUCUAAGUUCAUACGGACAAAAUCUUCAGGCUAGCACUUACAGUGGUGAAACAUUGUUUUGUAGUUUCAUAUGCAUCGCAGGUCUAAUCCUGUUCGCGCAUCUCAUUGGCAACAUGCAGAAUUAUCUGCAAUCUACAACUGCCAGAGUUGAAGAGUGGAGACUUAAACAAAAAGAUACAGAAGAGUGGAUGAAUCACCGGCAGCUUCCACCAGAACUACAACAACGUGUUCGGAGGUUUGUUCAAUACCAAUGGCUGGCCACUAGAGGAGUAGACGAAGAAGCCAUUUUGCGUGCUUUGCCUCUGGACCUUCGCCGCCAGAUUCAGAGGCAUCUCUGUCUUGACAUUAUUCGUCGGGUUCCAUUUUUCGGGCAAAUGGAUGACCAGCUUCUGGACGCAAUAUGCGAGCGCCUGGUAUCGUCGCUGAACACGAAGGAUACAUACAUCGCGCGCGAAGGAGAUCCGGUGAGGGAGAUGCUGUUCAUCAUUAGAGGGGAGGUGGAGAGCGCCACCACCGACGGCGGAAGAACAGGAUUCUACAACUCAAUCACACUCCGGCCCGGUGACUUCUGUGGCGAGGAGUUGCUCACGUGGGCUCUCAUGCCCGCCUCCAGCCUCAACCUCCCGUCCUCCACUCGCACCGUGAAGACCAUAACCGAAGUCGAGGCCUUCGCGCUCCGCGCCGACGACCUCAAGUUCGUGGCCAGCCAGUUCAAGCGCCUCCACAGCAAGAAGCUGCAGCACGCCUUCCGCUACUACUCCCACCAGUGGCGGGCCUGGGGGGCCCACUUCAUUCAGGCCGCGUGGCGCCGCCACCGCAAGAGGAAACUGACCAUGGAGCUUCUAGAGAAGGAGAGCUUGUACAAUGUGACGGACAUAGAAGAUGAUGAUGAUGAUGAUGUUGUUGUUGUUGAAGGAGGUGGUGCAGGUGAGAGUUCCAGUAGACACAGUUUGGGGCAUUUUCAAAAUCUUGGGGCUACCGUUUUUGCUUCUAAGUUCGCUGCAAACACCAGAAAAGGAGUGUUAAAGAAGAUCAAAAUUAAACUUCCUGAUGCUGAUAGUUUGAAGAUGCCCAAGAUGUUCAAGCCAACAGAACCCGAUUUCUCGACUUUCCAUGACUAA